AUGGUUUUAAAGAAUUCUAAAUGGGAUAAGAAAGCAAAAUAUAAAUAUUUGAAGAAACAUAACAUACUUCCGACUAAUAAAAGUAAUGAUAAUGAUACUCCUUCAGCAAAAUGGAGUUCAAAGAAGAAAUCAAUUAAUAAUACUACAACAACUGGAAUAAUACUUGAUGAUUCUGAUGAUGAAUGGGAUUCUGAUAUAGAUAAUGCAUUAAUCAAUCAUUUUUACCCUCAAUUAUCUGAGAAUGAUGAAUUAACUAUUGAACAAAAGAAAAAGAUAAAACUGCAAAUAUUAGCCAAUCUAGAUAAAGAUGAUGCCGAUGAAGAAAUAGAUGGUAUAUAUCUUGGAUCAGAUGCCAAUAAAACAAAAGAAUUAAAACCUCCUAAUAACAAUAAUCAAGAUUCAAAAUUUGAUUUGGAACAAUUCAUUAAUAAUCUUGAUGUUAAACCACAAAAGAAUAAACGGAAACUACUACAUAAUAAAAUAUCAGAUAAUUUCUUAGAAGAAUAUGGAUUAUCAAGCUAUCAAGAAUUGAAUCGAAACGUUGAUGAUUAUAAUAGUAUAUAUGAAAAGAAACAAAAGGAAUUAGUUAAAAACAACAUUAAUAAUAUCCCAAUUGAGAAAUUAGAUGGAUUUGUUAUUGGUGAAUCAUCAAUAAUUGAUACAAUUACGGCUGAUAAAUCAAAAAGUACCAAGAAAUCAAAUAUUCAAAUAUUAACUAAUGAUGAAAAACAAAAAGAUAUUGAAAGACAAAAAUUGAUUGAACAAGAGAAUUUCUAUCGACAAAUCAAAAAUAAAUUUAAUGAUAAUACAAUGUCAAAACUGAAUAAACUGGGGAAAGUAUUAGAAAUUAAUAAUUUUGAUAAUACUGAUGUUGAUCAAUUGGCUCAUUUGAAUAAUAGAAUUUUACGAAAUGAUGAUAAUAAUAAAACUACAACUUUAGAUAAUGAUAUUGAUUUGCUAUUAGGUAUAUCGUCUGAUAGAGAUAAAAUUGGAUCAAAUAUACAACAAGAUGGUGAUUUUGAUACAUUUAUUAAUAAAUUAACUAUUAAUGACGAUAAAGAAGAAACAUCUAAACAUGAACAACAGUAUCCAUUGAAAUUGAAUUCUGACAACCUUAAUGCAAAGCAAAAUCGAAAUGAUGUUAAGGAUUUGGACUUUUUAGAUGAUUUGUUAGGUUAA
Candida dubliniensis CD36 is the source of this 1179-nucleotide messenger RNA. RefSeq lists its product as uncharacterized. NCBI's taxonomy places the organism in Eukaryota, Fungi, Ascomycota, Pichiomycetes, Serinales, Debaryomycetaceae. The transcript has a single exon. The coding region runs from base 1 to 1179 and encodes 392 amino acids. The record is from RefSeq and is a predicted model, not a curated record.